This is a messenger RNA of Beta vulgaris subsp. vulgaris (sugar beet), 1156 nucleotides long. Its product is annotated as protein SYM1. The record is from RefSeq and is a predicted model, not a curated record. Bases 44 to 736 code for a protein of 230 amino acids. Gene Ontology annotation, cellular component: cytoplasm; membrane. The transcript has 5 exons. Lineage: Eukaryota; Viridiplantae; Streptophyta; Magnoliopsida; Caryophyllales; Amaranthaceae.
AACCCACACAUGACACAGCAGUGUCUGGUUAGAAAACCGAAGAAUGGACGCCUUAGGAAAUUCAUGGUGGAGCAGCCAUCCUUUCAACCAUUUCCGACGAAGAGCAAGAAAACAAAGAGGAGAGAGAAACAAAAACCAAAAAGCUUCCUCGUCUGAAUCUUCUGCUCAAGCAAAUCCCAGUUUUCGUUACCCACUAAAGCAAGCUGUAACUGCCGGAUCUCUCGCAUUGACUGGUGACACCAUCGCGCAGCUCCGACAUCGUUGGACCCAAAUUCCCGACUCCCACACUCUCUCUCAUCCUUCUGAUGACACUCCUAAGGAUCUUAUCCAGAUUCUUCUUUCAAGUCAUGACUGGCUGCGUGCCCUUCGGAUGGCUUCCUAUGGGUUUUUGUUUUAUGGGCCUGGAUCUUAUGUGUGGUAUCAAACCCUAGAUCAGUAUUUACCUCAGCCAACUGUUAUGAACUUGCUGACGAAGGUUUUGUUGAAUCAAAUAAUUCUGGGUCCAGCAGUCAUUGCUGUUGUCUUUGCAUGGAAUAAUUUAUGGCAAGGGAAGCUGUAUGAGCUACCAAGAAAAUAUCAAAAGGAUGCCCUUCCCACCUUACUCUUUGGAUUUAGAUUCUGGAUCCCCUAUAGUGUACUGAACUUUUGGGUUAUACCUCUUCAGGCACGGGUGGCAUUCAUGUCAUUCGGUUCCAUCUUUUGGAAUUUUAUCCUAUCUUCAACAGUGAGCAAGUAAAGCUGCAUUCAAGGUCAUGAUCUUGCCAUGAGAUAUAUUCCAAGCCAUGUGGAAUUUUCUAUCAUGCAGUCCCAGAUUAACUGGUGUAAGCUUCGCAUAUCCUGAUGAAUUUCCCGUCUUUCAAGCAGAUGAUCAUGCAAAUUGUUCUGAAGUAAAUUUUGUCCCUGAAAAUAGGUACUUGGAUAGCUUAUGAUGAGACAGGUCAAGUAGUUUUAAUUUUCGUUAGUUUUAGUUCGAUAAAUCAGUGCACAGAUACUAGCAUGAGCCAAUUAUUGAUUUUGGCAGGCCAGGGAGCACACUGCCCGCUUUCUUGUAAUAUUUAUGAACUACAAUUUGAUUGUGAUUGACAUGUUAUAUAUUUGCGGACCAGUGUGAUGAAAACAUACACUGCUGGCUAAAAUUUGAUACUGUAUUCGGCGA